Messenger RNA from Jaculus jaculus (lesser Egyptian jerboa), 2400 nucleotides. RefSeq names its product NFE2 like bZIP transcription factor 2 (gene Nfe2l2). Gene Ontology annotation, cellular component: nucleus. The coding region runs from base 105 to 1919 and encodes 604 amino acids. Gene Ontology annotation, molecular function: DNA-binding transcription factor activity, RNA polymerase II-specific; RNA polymerase II cis-regulatory region sequence-specific DNA binding. Lineage: Eukaryota; Metazoa; Chordata; Mammalia; Rodentia; Dipodidae. The record is from RefSeq and is a predicted model, not a curated record. Gene Ontology annotation, biological process: regulation of transcription by RNA polymerase II; cellular response to oxidative stress. The transcript is spliced from 5 exons.
GUUAGCCGAGCCGCGAGUGCCGGGAGCCCCGAGGACCUAUAGCCGCCGGGACGCACAGGGUCGCCGUCGGGGAGCCCCAGAGCACGGCCAGCACUUCAUUCAGCAUGAUGGACUUGGAGCUGCCGCCACCGGGACUACAGUCCCAGCAGGAAAUGGAUUUGAUUGACAUACUUUGGAGGCAAGAUAUAGAUCUUGGAGUAAGUCGAGAAGUAUUUGACUUUAGUCAGCGACAGAAGGACUAUGAGCUGGAAAAGCAGAAAAAGCUUGAAAAGGAAAGACAAGAACAACUCCAAAAGGAGCAGGAGAAAGCCUUCUUCGCCCAGUUCCAACUAGAUGAAGAAACAGGUGAAUUUCUCCCAAUUCAGCCAGCUCAGCACAUCCAGACAGAAACCAGUGGACCUGCCAGUUACUCCCAGGUUACCCACAUUCCCAAACCAGAUGCUGUGUACUUCGAUGACUGCAUGCAACUUUUGGCAGAGACAUUCCCAUUUGUAGAUGAUAAUGAGGUUUCUUCAGUUACAUUUCAGUCACUUGUUCCGGAUAUUCCCAGCCACAUGGAAAGCCCAGUUUUCACUGCUCCUAGUCAGUCUCAAUCUGCCGAAAGUUCUCUUGAGCUGGCUGUGACUGAUUUAAACAUGCAGCAGGACAUGGAGCAAGUCUGGCAAGAGCUACUUUCCAUUCCAGAGUUACAGUGUCUUAAUAUUGAAAAUGACAAGUUGGUUGAGACGUCCACGAUUCCGAGCCCAGAAGCCACGCUGACAGAAAUCGACAGUUACCAUUUCUACUCAUCUAUCCCUUCACUGGAAAAAGAAAUGGGCAACUGCAGCCCACAUUUUCUUCAUGCAUUUGAGGAUUCUUUCAACAGCAUCCUCUCCACAGAUGAUCCCAGCCAGUUGACAAUGAACUCAUUAAAUUCAGAUGCCACAUUAAACACAGAUUUUGGUGACGAAUUUUAUUCUGCUUUCAUAGCAGAACCCAGUGUCAGUAACAGUACACCCUCCUCUGCUACUAUAAGUCAGUCUCUCUGUGAACUUCUGAGUGGGCCCAUUGAUUGCUCUGACCUAUCACUUUGUAAAGCUUUCAACCAAAAGCACCCUGAAAACAUAGCCGAAUUCAAUGAUUCUGAUUCAGGUAUUUCACUGAACACUAGUCCUAGCAUGCCCUCCCCAGACCACUCAGUGGAAUCUUCCAUCUAUGGAGACCCACCACCUGGAUUCAGUGAUUCUGAAAUGGAAGAGCUAGAUGGUGCCCCUGGAAGUGUCAAACAUAAUGGUCCUAAAACACAGCCAGUACAUUCUUCUGAGGACACGGUGCAACCUCUGUCACCAGCUCGAAGGCACAGUGCUCCCAUGCCUGAUGCCCCAUGUGAAAAUACACCAAAAAAGGAAAUGCCUGUAAGUCCUGGUCAUCGAAAAGCCCCAUUCACAAAAGACAAACAUGCGAGCCGCUUGGAAGCUCAUCUCACAAGAGAUGAGCUUAGGGCAAAAGCUCUCCAUAUCCCAUUCCCUGUAGAAAAAAUCAUUAAUCUCCCUGUUGAUGACUUCAAUGAAAUGAUGUCCAAAGAGCAAUUCAAUGAGGCUCAACUUGCAUUGAUCCGAGACAUACGGAGGAGGGGGAAGAAUAAAGUGGCUGCUCAGAAUUGCAGAAAAAGAAAACUGGAAAAUAUAGUAGAACUGGAGCAAGACUUAGGUCACUUGAAAGAUGAAAAAGAAAAAUUACUCAAAGAAAAGGGAGAAAAUGACAGAAGCCUCCACCUACUGAAAAAACAACUCAGCACCUUGUAUCUUGAGGUCUUCAGCAUGUUACGUGAUGAAGAUGGAAAUCCUUAUUCUCCUAGCGAAUACUCCCUACAGCAAACAAGAGAUGGGAACGUAUUCCUUGUUCCCAAAAGUAAGAAGCCAGAUGUUAAGAGAAACUAGAUUUUGGAAGAUAUGAUCUAUCCUGAGCGAGUUUUGUUUUGUUUUGUUUUUUGUACUGUUAUACUAAAACCUCCCACUGUGAUGUGAAAUGCAGAAAUAUACUUUAUAAGUAAUUCUAUGCAAAACUGUAGCCAAAAAUAGUAUAGAAAGAAAUAUGAAACUUUGCAAAGCAUUAAAAUGUCAAUAUUGAAUCAGUUUCAUUUUCACUAUGAAGUUAAUUUCUUAAGACAACAUUUGGGCUAGUUUCUGUAUAAGUGUAAAUACUAUAAAACUUAUUUAUACUGUUCUUAUCUCAUUUGUUACAUUCAUGGAUUUGUAUGACAUGACAUCUGGCUAAAAGCAAAUUGUUGCAAACUAACCACUAUAUAUUUUUAUAUCAAUACUGUAUGAACAAAACAUGAUGUUUUUAUAUUAAAUUGUUUAGCUCUGGGGGGAAAACAACUUAGGAGCUGGCACUAAUAAAGGAAUAUUAUGACUUAGA